Molecule: messenger RNA, 2295 nt
Organism: Eleginops maclovinus (Patagonian blennie)
Lineage: Eukaryota; Metazoa; Chordata; Actinopteri; Perciformes; Eleginopidae
Gene: mkks
Product: MKKS centrosomal shuttling protein
Exons: 4
Coding region: 70-1776 (568 amino acids)
Biological process (GO): developmental process; cilium assembly; protein folding
Cellular component (GO): cytoplasm; kinociliary basal body; nucleus
Molecular function (GO): ATP binding
Source: RefSeq, a predicted model, not a curated record
AGCAGCAUUACGUUGUCGAGGAUGUUCAUAACGUUAGGCUGCUUUUGACUGAGACGUUGCUGCUAAGUGAUGUCUCGACUCGCCAAGAAAUCUCCAUCUCUCUGUACCGAUUUACCUCUGGACAACGCUGAUAUUUGUAACAAGCUUAAUUUUCUGAGGCAGCUCCUGAAAUCUUGUUUUGGUCCGACAGGUAGACUAAAGCAAGUCCACAACAACAUUGAAGGGCACGUAGUUACCACUUCAACCUCCUCCGUUCUCCUUCCAGCCAUUUCCUCCUCACAGCCUUUUAUCAAUCUGAUAAAAACCUCAAUUCUUAACCACGUUUCUCGUUUCAGUGACUGUGGUUUGUUCGCUGCCAUUCUUUGUUUGUCUCUUAUUGAGCAAGCACAACAGUCUGGUCUCAGAGGAAAUGUGGCCAUCAGAGUGAACAAGCACUUGCUGGGUCUGUGCACCACUUACCUACAAGGAGAAGACUGUGGUUGUAAAGUGAAGCUCGACUUCUGCAGCAGCCAGAACUUGAUCACAUUAGCACGCAGUGUUAUCUCUAGCAAACCAACAUGUGUGCUAACAGAGCCAGAGACCCUUUACAUCAGCAAGUUAGCUGUACGAGCUUUUUUGCUGACUGUUCCCUGUAACAGCCCAGGUAUAGUCAGUCUUGGCAAAGUAGUGACUAUGUCUGUUGAAGGCCAUGGUGUGCUAAACUCUGCAGUGUUUCCAGGUUUAUUGCUGGACAUGCCUGAUGUCUUUACUAUCGAUAAAGUAAAGAACCUGCCUUCAGAUGCAUUGCGCAUGGUGCUGUUCAGUGCUUCCCUUGCUGGGGACCUUUCUGAACUAGGAGUUGGGAUAAUCGAGGUGCCUUCAGGUGUAGACACAGACUCACAGAUACUGGAUCAGCUCCUGGAGCUUGGCAAACAGGUGGUUAAAGAUGAGGUGAAGCUCUUCGUGUGCCAGAAGGUCAUUCACCCAGUUCUGCAGCAAUAUCUGAGGAGUCAUGGUAUCAUAGUGAUAGAGAGAGUGGGAAUCACUCUCAUGGAGCCCCUUACUCAGCUCACAGGGGCUCAACCCGUGGCCACAUUGCACACCACCAUCCCAGCAAAGGCCUACGGAGUGGUGAGGGAUCUCAAUAUCAGGACAUUUGGAUCCAAGAAAAUGCUGCAUUUACAUCCUCCUGGAGAGUCUGCAAUCUGCACAAUGAUCCUCUGCCACAGGAAUGAGACCAUGCUGAGUGAGCUGAAAGUGGUGUGCCAGAAAACAGAGCAUGUGCUGAGGCUCACUCUCAGGGAACCAUCUGCUUUACUUGGGGGUGGGUGUACAGAGACCCACUUAGCUGCUUACAUCAGACACAAGAGCAUGACUGAAAUCACAGAGACAGUACCGGCGCUAGGCUGCUCACAGACGGAGUAUCUUCUCGGCGUGGAGGGAUUCUGUCGCUCUCUGGAGGCUGUGGCCACAGUGCUGGAGCACGAUGGUGGGAAUUCUUUAAUGGAUCUCACUCAUGCCCACCACUGGACUCACCCUGCAGAUGUCAUGACAGAACACAUGGGUGAUGGCUUGGGCUCCUGUGGCUGUGGACUGGUGGAAAGUAACCCAAAUCAGAAGUGGACUUAUUUAAACACUAAAGGCCCACAGUUCUCACCUGCACCUCUGUCUAGAAAUGCUACUCUGCAGCCACGUGUGCUUGACUCCUUCACGGCUAAACUCAAUGCGAUGCAAGUUGCUGUAGAAACUGCUAAUCUUGCACUGGAUGUGCGAUAUUUAAUUCAGGAUAUGAACUAGCAUAACAAGUAUUCUAUCCAUUGUGCAACUCUGGUUUUUGUAAAUAUGAAUUGUAAAUAUGAAUUGUGACACUACGUAGAUGUAAGCAUUGCCUUGAGUGAAAAUCUGACUGAAACCAGGCAUCAGCGAGUGGAAAUGUUUUGCAUCAUCUGUGGACUUUUAUAUAUAUUUUUAUCCUACUAAUAUAAAUAAUAAACACUGAUUUCUAUUAUUUUUACAAAAACUGUAAUGAUUGUAGAUUUCCGUAAGAACUCAGCCCCACACGCCCCAUCACAUGUACUCCAACGUUGCCAUCAAGUCCAUUCUCAUCAAUUUCGUAAUCGAUUGUCAGUGUUGUUGUGUUUCCUUUCUUUAAUAUUUAUAUCUCCUGUUUUCAUUACUCCUUGUUUAAAAAAAAAAAAAAAAGGUUCUUUAUUUGCUCCUAUUUUGUCUUGCUGUGUUUAUUUAUGGACCAUUAUACCAAAGCAAAUUACUUGUAUUUCAAAGCUUCAUGUCAAUAAAACUGAUCCUGGUUAGUUU